UCAAACACGAUUCUUGCUGGCAUGAAUUGAGGAGAGACCAAUGCAUGAAUUUAUUUCCUUUUUUGAGGUUAGAAAGAUCAAGAAUUUUGUCAUUUGUCGUAUAAAUUUGGCGACUGAUGAACACUGUUCGUGUAGUUCAUCAAAUGGGGAAGAUCAGAACCCAACUCCAGCUCUCUCUUCAAGCGCUGAAUUCUGUAUGUUUCCUCAAAUCUUCGACCUCUAAUCCUAAACCUAAACGCAUUUUCCAGUUCCAGCGAUUCUUCAGCGCGGAUUCGGAUUCCUCUCCUUCGAAGACCAUUUCCGUCUUCUCCACUAUUACUUUACCGUCGAGUUCCGGCGGCGGCGAUGAUUCUAGCAAUUCCACUUCGUCUCGGAAACCGAUCAAUCUCUGGCCGGGAAUGCACCAUUCCCCGGUCACCACCGCUUUGUGGGAAGCUAGGUUGAGUAUCUUCGAGAGGCUGCUCGAUCCUCCUAAAGAUGCACCUCCGCAGAGCGAACUGCUCACGAAAACGCCGUCGCAGAGUCGGACUAUUGUGGUUUAUAAUUUCUCUUCUGAUUUCAUUCUGAGAGAGCAGUAUCGAGAUCCGUGGAAUGAGGUUAGAAUCGGAAAGCUGCUUGAAGAUCUCGAUGCCUUGGCUGGUACCAUCUCCGUUAGACACUGUUCUGAUGUUGAUAGCACAACAAGACCACUUUUGCUAGUGACUGCCUCUGUGGACAGGAUUGUUUUGAAGAAGCCGAUUAGUGUGGCUGCUGAUUUGAAAAUAGUUGGUUCAGUCAUAUGGGUUGGGCGAUCAUCAAUUGAGGUUCAGUUAGACAUGAUUCAAUCAUCAGAAGAUUGCUCAAACACAUCAGACUCAGCUCUGACAGCAAACUUCAUAUUCGUGGCUCGCGACUCUAAGACUGGGAAAGCAGCUUUGGUUAACAGGCUUUUACCAGAAACUGAGGAAGAAAAACUACUUUUUGAGGGAGCAGAAGCCAGAAGUAAGCUAAGGAAAAAGAAGAACAUAGGUGAUAUGCAGGGAUCAGAAAAUGGGUAUACAAAUAGACUCAACGCUUUUCUAGCAGAGGGAAGAAUCUUGUGUGACAUGCCAGCCUUAGCAGACAGAGACAGCAUUCUUCUCAGGGACACUCGCCUUGAAAACUCUUUGAUCUGUCAACCACAACAAAGAAACAUACAUGGUCGGAUUUUUGGAGGGUUUCUGAUGCAACGAGCACUUGAAUUGGCCUUCUCAACAGCAUAUGUCUUUGCUGGAUUGGUGCCUUGCUUUCUAGAAGUUGAUCAUGUUGAAUUCUUAAAGCCUGUAGAUGUGGGUGACUUCGUACGUUUCACAUCAUGCAUUCUUUACACAGAACUUGACAACCCAGAUCAGCCAUUGAUCAAUGUUGAAGUUGUUGCCCAUGUUACUAGGCCUGAAAUAAGGUGUAGCGAGGUUUCGAACACGUUCUACUUCACUUUUACUGUGCGUCCAGAGGCUAAAGCGAACAGAAACGGGUUCAGAAUUCGCAGCGUUGUUCCUGCAACAGAAGAAGAAGCUCGACGAAUCAUCGAGCGCAUGGAUGCUGAAAAGCAGCUAAGGGAAUUGAUUAAGCAAUCUGAAUCAGAUCAGGCUUAGGCAGACAACAAAGUUUAGCAUAGUUUAAGAACAUCUGGUAGUAUCAUUAUUCUGAAACUGGGGCAAGUUAAAUUCAUUCUAGAAUCUCAACCCUCCUCCUUACGAAGAAAUGAGGGUAACAUUUUUCAAUUUGAUAUUAGAAACCAAGAUCAAUAUUAAAAUUACAUUGUCUGCAAACUUCCAA
Molecule: messenger RNA, 1797 nt
Organism: Cucurbita moschata (crookneck pumpkin)
Lineage: Eukaryota; Viridiplantae; Streptophyta; Magnoliopsida; Cucurbitales; Cucurbitaceae
Product: acyl-coenzyme A thioesterase 9, mitochondrial-like
Exons: 5
Coding region: 117-1613 (498 amino acids)
Biological process (GO): acyl-CoA metabolic process
Molecular function (GO): fatty acyl-CoA hydrolase activity
Source: RefSeq, a predicted model, not a curated record